GUCAGAAACACCACAUCACUGAGAGAGCAAGGAAUAGAGAGAGGCGGGAAAACAAUGUCAGGAGAAGGAGACAUCAAGCUGCUCGGCAUGGUGGUGAGCCCAUUCGUGGUCCGUGUGCGAAUGGCACUCCACAUGAAGGGCGUGAGCUAUGCGUACAUCGAGCAGGAUCUCUUCAACAAGAGCGAGCUCCUCCUCAGGUCCAACCCGGUGAACAAGAAGGUGCCGGUGCUCAUCCACGGCGGCAAGCCCAUCAGCGAGUCCCUCGUCAUCGUGCAGUACGCCGACGAGGUGUGGAGCGGCAAGGGCGCCUCCAUCCUCCCCGCCGACCCGCACGAGCGCGCUGUUGCUCGCUUCUGGGCCGCCUACGUCGACGACAAGCUGUUCCCUGCUUACAUCGGCAUCAUGAAAGCGGCGACUGAGGAAGCAAGAGCGGAGAAGGCCAAGGAGGCGCUUGUGGGGUUAGCGAGCCUGGAAGAGGCCUUCACCCAGUCCUCAAAAGGGAAGCCUUUCUUCGCCGGCGACUCCGUCGGGUACCUCGACCUCGCCGUCGGAUGCAACCUAUUCUGGCUCGAGGCAAUACGCAAGAUGUUUGGGGUGACGUUCUUUGACGUGGGCAAGACCCCGCUCCUGGCCGCGUGGGCGGAGCGGUUUGCGGGAACCGAGAUGGCGAGGGAGGUGGUGCCGGACGCCGACAGCGCCGUGGUGUUUGCCAAGAAGCUUCAGGCUCGGUUUGGCUCUAACACGUCUGCCAAGUAGAGUAGCAGUGUAUGGUUUUCCCUUUUUUUUAGAGAAAAGGCGAUAGCCCGACUUUAUAAAUAAAGCCACCAGGCAGAGUCACAACACCACGAAACCACAUAAGUUUAAAUCAGCCACAUAAGAAGUGCAGAUACAAGUCAUCCAGCCUAAUUGGCAGGCAGGCCACCCAAGCACCAGCCAGACUACCGAGGAGGAUUUCGCCUAGAGAGCUGCAGCAGGGUAGACGCCGUAGAAUUCAUUCUGGAUAACAUGACAUCGAAAGCCUGUAGAUCCCCGUCCUUAAUCAAUGAUCUCCACUGCUGCAAAAAGAUAGUAGCUUUAAAUAAGCGGUUGACAGGGUUA
Messenger RNA from Triticum dicoccoides, 1098 nucleotides. RefSeq names its product probable glutathione S-transferase GSTU6. Gene Ontology annotation, molecular function: glutathione transferase activity. The record is from RefSeq and is a predicted model, not a curated record. Gene Ontology annotation, cellular component: cytoplasm. The coding region runs from base 55 to 756 and encodes 233 amino acids. Gene Ontology annotation, biological process: glutathione metabolic process. NCBI's taxonomy places the organism in Eukaryota, Viridiplantae, Streptophyta, Magnoliopsida, Poales, Poaceae. The transcript is spliced from 2 exons.